CGGCCAGCGUGAAAACAAAUUUCUGUGAGGUGGCCGUUCCUCGAUUUUCCAAACUCCGCGUACAGGCCACUUUUGGUGGCGGUCGAAGUUGGGUUUACGUUACUCGAUAUCGGUUCUCCACCGUAUCGAAUCCGUUUGUUUUGCUUCUACUCGUUGCCCCUAGCCAGCUUCUACGGCCGUGCACCGCGGAAAGUGUGUACGUCAGCAACGAAGAUAAGCACUACAGUGUUCGGGUUGAAGCCGUAGAGCUACGUGAGGGAUAGUUUCCAGAGAUCCGUAGACUGUAGACGAGUGAAACGAUGGCCGAGGUAGUGGAGGAAGUGAUCGCCCAGGUGCAGGAGAACUUAACGGCCACGGAGACGGAAGGCGCGACGACGAAUGCCACCGGCAAGAUACCGUCCACCCCGGAGGGCAUGGCGUUGGCAUAUGGGACGCUGGUGGUGAUGGCCAUGCUGCCCAUCUUCUUCGGUUCCGUCCGCUCGGUGAAGCACCACAAGGAACAGAAGACGGCGUUCCAGAAGACGGGCGAAAAACCGGACACGAUGUCUUCACACGACGCGAUGAUGUUCCCGAUCAUGGCUUCCUGCGCGCUUUUCGGCUUGUACAUGUUCUUCAAGAUCUUCUCGAAGGAAAACAUCAACUUCCUGUUGACCGGAUAUUUCUUCUUCCUGGGUGUGAUGGCCCUGUCGCAUCUGCUAAGUCCCGUCAUCAGCUCGCUUAUACCUGCCUCGAUACCGAAGAUCCCGUACCAUCUUUCCUUCGUGCAAGGACCAGCAGAAGGGGGUGAAAAGAAGAGCAAGGAAAAGCGAUUCCUGAUCGAUUACCGUUUUACGACGCACGACAUUGUCUGCUUCAUCGUGGCACUGGUGAUUAGCGUUUGGUAUCUGCUACAGAAGCACUGGAUCGCCAACAACCUGCUCGGAAUCGCUUUCGCCGUAAAUGGUGUGGAAUUGCUGCACCUGAACAACGUCGCCACCGGCUGCAUUCUGUUGUGCGGUCUAUUUGUGUACGACAUCUUCUGGGUGUUCGGUACGAACGUCAUGGUAACGGUGGCCCGUUCCUUCGAAGCUCCGAUCAAGCUAGUCUUCCCUCAGGAUCUCAUUACGAAUGGACUGUCGGCCUCUAACUUUGCCGUGCUCGGUCUCGGCGAUAUUGUUAUCCCCGGUAUCUUUAUUGCCCUGCUGCUUCGCUUCGACAAUAGUUUGAAGCGCAAGAGCAACACGUACUUCUACGCGACGUACAUCGCCUACUUCGUUGGCCUGCUGGCAACGAUCUUCGUGAUGCACGUGUUCAAGCACGCACAGCCUGCCCUGCUGUACCUGGUACCGGCCUGCCUCGGUACACCGCUGCUGUUAGCCUUGCUCAAGGGUGAUAUUAAAAAGCUAUUGGCAUACGAAGAUCAUCCGGAAGAAAAGACGAAAGAGGGAUCGAAGAAGGAUGCAGAGAAGAAGGAGCCGCAGGCGAAAAAGGAAACGAAAAAGAAGGAAUCGAAGAAGGCUAAAUAAUUCUUCGAUCUCACACACCUGAUCCCGCCUGCUCCUCUGCCUCGUCAAUCUUCCUGCCUACCAGACGACCGGCUAUGCUUCCAUCCAUGAACGGAGAGAGUGCAUACAUUCAUUUGACGGCAGCAGCGGAUACCCGCUUUCCAGGUCAAUCUUUUAGAAGUAUUCCAGCGAGCAGGAAAGUCACAAAUAGCAACAUCUGCACAAACAUCUUAAAGCACUUCCUUUUCUAGUAGGAGGAAUCAGCUAUAGGGGUUCUAAUAAUAGUUAAGUUAGCGGGACGAGCUACAUCAAAACAAUAGCUUUUUCAAUCAAAUCUUAUCGAGCACCUUGAGCGGACAUUAUUUCGCUUUAUUUCACAGGACUGAAGAGAAUCUAGGAAACUGAAUUAGAUUCGUUUACUAAAUUACGAUUAUUUGUUUUUGUGGGAGGGAGUGAGCAUUCGAAUCGAAUACUGUCGUCAGCAUUAGGACAAGAGCAUUACAGGUCACACCGCGAGGAUGCAUUGGGCAGCAAGGUUGGCACGCGACCCUAGUGAAUUUUGAUAAACUAACGAAAGUGAAACGUGUGCACCACUGCCGUAAUGUGGUCACUUCAGGAUGGGCAACUACGGAGAACAUUUAUAGAGAUGGGCAAAGACAGUGAAGUAUUUUAAAAUCUCCGAAGAAUGCUUUACAAAAUAAACUGAAUGUUCGUACGUUGUAAACGGAACAAAGUGCAGCUACAUUCGU
Molecule: messenger RNA, 2233 nt
Organism: Anopheles darlingi
Lineage: Eukaryota; Metazoa; Arthropoda; Insecta; Diptera; Culicidae
Product: minor histocompatibility antigen H13
Exons: 2
Coding region: 300-1505 (401 amino acids)
Biological process (GO): membrane protein proteolysis
Cellular component (GO): lumenal side of endoplasmic reticulum membrane; cytoplasmic side of endoplasmic reticulum membrane; membrane
Molecular function (GO): aspartic endopeptidase activity, intramembrane cleaving
Source: RefSeq, a predicted model, not a curated record